AUGUCAACCGAUAAGUCUGGCCAUAAACGGGGGCAAUCCGGGUCACUGGAGACUCAACUUCCCUACCAUGGCCCGAGAAACGUCCCCUGUGAGCCCAAUGAGGGACUAUUCGGCGGCCUCCCUUCUGGUCAGCAGUCACGGUAUGGUUACGAGCAGCAGCCCCCCCACAAGAAAUACCAAUCGUUAGAAGGGAGCAUACCUUUAACAAAUCCUAGGUUCAACCCCUCAGCACUGGUCUUUGUCCCAGGGGUUUCGGUAACCGAAUAUGGGUAUGCACAGGCUGCGCAGAACCUGCCAGCUCAGCAAGAACAAUACUUACACGUCCUUCGGAAUGAAGAACAAAUGGUCACGUAUGAAGGGAAGGAUAAAGUAAAGGCUCCAGAUCAAGGCCGAAGAUCUACUGGAGGAGACCCUUUGCCAAUCAUAAUGCCAAAGCAAAGGGGCCCCCAAAAGCUGUCCGUAAAGCAUCCGAACCUUCCAGUGCCCUUAGAAAUAGAGCAAUAUCGGGGCAACGCUUUAAAGAAGCGGCUGGCAUAUGCAGAUGAUGUUCUGCAAAAUCACCAUCAGAGGAUAUCACCAGUUGCCGCCAAAUCACUGGCAAUUUACAAGAAAGCAUGCAAGUCCCUAAUAGAAAUGGAGGAAAGAGAGUGGUACAAAGAACAUGCCCCAUGGUUCAAAGAGGCUCAAGAGGAAUGGAGAAUGACUGUUUCUUGUAUUGACUGUGCCAUGCAAUAUCGAAAAUGGCUUAGAAUGACUGGAACUGACAGUGCAGAGAAGCUUCAGGAUCAGAUUCUCGCACUGAAGAGAAGCAACUUCUAUGCAAGAUAUGGUGAUUUGUUUGAAGAAACUUGCUGUCAGUUGAAAGUACUGGUGGAUGAACAUAAGGUCAGCGGCAGAGAGUCUCUAUCCAAAAAAUACUGGACAGAAAUAGCUCAAAACAUUAAGUCCGAAUCAUCAGUAUGGGAUCAAUGGGGGCGGAGGUACAGAUAUCAUAAGCAGGCAAAAACAAUUGCACUGGACUGUCCAACCCAUUGGAUGAUCAAGAAAACCUGUGACAGAGUGGGCUUUAGUAUGGAAAAUAUGCUGGAGAUAAUCAAACACUAUUCAAUGUACAAUGAAUUGGUGCAUACCAAUUUGAUAACUUUCAUUCGAGAGGGGAAGCUUGACGAUCUCAAAAAGCUCCUGUAUGACGAUAUCUGUGACGUCCAUCUGCUGUUCCCAGCCGAGAGCGAUACUGAGACAAAUAUCAUGAUAGCAGUAAUUAACUCUAUCAUAGAACUUUUGUAUGAUCGCAAUGAGCGAUUUCCCAAUGAAUAUCAGCGAUGGCUACCAACCAAGGACCUGUUGCGCUUCUGCACAGUGCUGGAAGAAAGCAACGAUUUGAAGGAGGCACAAGUCAGCAACGAGCUUACAAAGGCCAUUAUGCAUUCUGCCAGCAAAACUAUAAGGAGGCGAGAGAUGCGAGGUCAAAGAGUGAAGAGCAUUCUGGACACGGACUCGGUAACUGGCCAAAGAACUAAGAGAGUUGCCCCUGAGAAUUAUGAGGUAGCGGAAAGGCUAGCGAAAGGACAUAAGAGAGCUUUUGCCAAAUACACGAAUUUGGUCGGGCAGGUUAAGAAAAUGAGUGAUGCACUCAUUGAAGAUGAUCUAGAGAGCAUAUAUGCAUAUCAGAUGACUAGCUAA
Messenger RNA from Ophidiomyces ophidiicola, 1683 nucleotides. RefSeq lists its product as uncharacterized. NCBI's taxonomy places the organism in Eukaryota, Fungi, Ascomycota, Eurotiomycetes, Onygenales, Onygenaceae. The record is from RefSeq and is a predicted model, not a curated record. Bases 1 to 1683 code for a protein of 560 amino acids. The transcript has a single exon.